AUGGGAGAAGGGGAUGCUCUGAGCGGGGAGCCCGCUCUCAGAAUGGGAAGGGCCACUGGCCACGUCUCCUCCUUCGUCCCUGCGUGCUCCCUGGUCGAGUCCCACCUCUCCGACCGACUGACCCUGCACCUGGAUGUCGCCGGCAACGUGGUGGGCCUGUCUGUGGUGACGGAGCCCGGGGGCUGCCGGGGCCACGAGGUGGAGGAUGUAGACUUGGAGGCCUUCAACACCACGGUCCAGCUGCAGCCUCCGCUCACUUCGCCCGGCCCAGAGACCGCUGCGUUCAUUGAGCGCCUGGAGCUGGAACAAGCCCAGAAGGCCAAGAACCCCCAGGAGCAGAAAUCCUUCUUUGCCAAAUACUGGAUGUACAUCGUGCCCAUCGUCCUGUUCCUCAUGAUGUCUGGAGCUCCUGAUGCUGGUGGCCAGGGCGGGGGCGGGGGCGGCGGGGGCGGGGGCAGUGGGCGCUAAGGAGGGAGCGUGUCA
Messenger RNA from Dromiciops gliroides (monito del monte), 483 nucleotides. RefSeq names its product ER membrane protein complex subunit 10 (gene EMC10). The transcript is spliced from 5 exons. The record is from RefSeq and is a predicted model, not a curated record. NCBI's taxonomy places the organism in Eukaryota, Metazoa, Chordata, Mammalia, Microbiotheria, Microbiotheriidae. Bases 1 to 468 code for a protein of 155 amino acids. Gene Ontology annotation, cellular component: EMC complex.